Messenger RNA from Pundamilia nyererei, 964 nucleotides. RefSeq lists its product as uncharacterized. Gene Ontology annotation, molecular function: guanyl-nucleotide exchange factor activity; small GTPase binding. The annotation marks the transcript as partial. The transcript is spliced from 3 exons. The record is from RefSeq and is a predicted model, not a curated record. Lineage: Eukaryota; Metazoa; Chordata; Actinopteri; Cichliformes; Cichlidae. Gene Ontology annotation, biological process: regulation of establishment of cell polarity.
CCCAAACAGAGAGGAGGAAGGACCUUCAUCUUCCUCACUUUUUAAAUCUUUUCCUCCCCUCAGCAACUCCUCCUGCUGUCUGCCCUUUCUCCUCCUCCUGUAACUCCUCCUCCUCCUCUUCCUCCUCAUGUUUCUGUUCAGCUCUGCAGUCACAGUUUACAGAUGUGGGGCAUUCAGGGCACUUUAGAGCUGCAGGAAAACUCAACCUCUUCUCUUUCAUCCGCUUUUUGUUUUUGAGGACGUUUGUUGAGCCCAGCGUUCAGGUUCAAUGGGGUAUCAGAGGACCAUGUGGCGCAGUCUGACUGGAGGAGGAGGAGGCGAUGUAGCUCUGGUCAGGUGUUUCUGCUCAGAGGAACAGGUGAAGAUCUCUUUCAGGAGUGUGGAGGAGGAUCGGCGGCUCAGACGAGUGUUUGUGCGCCGCUGGUUUGGUGGACUGUCGGUGUCGCUGCUCUUCAGAUAUUUAGCCAAACCCUCAGAGGACUGGUUAGCCGAGUCCCCCCGCCUGUCCACCGCCUCCAUCAGCAGCGAUGAGCGUGCUUCAUCGUCCACACCCUCCGACUCCUCCGACCUGCUGGCAUCUUACCGGCGCCCCGUGAGCCUGAUCUCCACUUUGUCCUCCGGGUCUGGAUCUUCCAGAGACGACAACCUUGCGCUGCCUUCAUCUAUCACCAGCUCCUCCUCGGACCCUGACAUCAACCUUAACCUGAGCCCCGAGGAGGUCGCCGCAGACCUCCAGGGGUCGAGCCCCCAACCCAACAGGAAGGGGCGGAGCUUCAUUCACAACAAAAACAACAACAACAAAGACUGGAAGGCGAGUCGUACCUUGAGCCGCCGGCAGCCGGCUUCACCGUUUAUCCGCGCCAGCAUGGCGCCCAACCCUCAGCUGACCUACCUAGACCGCGUCGUCAUGGAGAUCAUCGAGACAGAGAGGAUGUACGUGAGAGAUCUGCGCAUGAUCGUGGAG